AUGAACGGUGUGAAGAAAAGUCCCGAGUCAGAUAAUUCAGAGGAUUCGGAGAUGGAAGAAGAUAUGUUCGAUGGUUCUCUGCUUGCAGAUUCACCCACUCCAUCUGAAGAAUGCACUAGUACUGAAAAGUCGCAACAUUUAGCUGCAUGUACCUCACUAACUACGACAAAGAUGCCAGCUGAAUCAUUGUUGCCGCACCCCAUUGAAGCCGCCUCCUCUACGACAAUGUUUGGAGUUGCAAGCGCCUUCGAUCCGUUGCAAUUUGAUCCGCUACGAUUGCUUAUGAACCGAUCUCUAAAUGCAGCCGUGUUAAACCCAAUUCUCGCCCAACCCGGAGCAAUAUUAAGCUUGCAGCAGCAACUAUCCAAGCACAUCUCUUCGACGUUGACGCAACCAAGCCUUAAACCAAAUCCAGGUUGUUUGGUCAAACAAUACGAGACAGGAAGGAUUGAAACGUCAAGCGGCACUAAAAUAUCACUCGAUAGAAAACGGACUGUGGAUUGUGGAAGUAAUUCAUCGUCUAUUUCAACGACACCAAAACGUUCAAAGCUGCUUAUUGAUGAAAUUCUAAAUCUAAAAACCAACGAAACAUAUUCAGCGGAUGCACAUGAAACUGUACCCGAUGGAUCUUUACAACAAGAAAACUUCUCUUCACCUUCCACAAGUAGGGAGCAAUCUGUGGAACCGAAUUUGACAAAGGAAGGUGAGAAAGCGUAA
This is a messenger RNA of Cercopithifilaria johnstoni, 717 nucleotides long. NCBI's taxonomy places the organism in Eukaryota, Metazoa, Nematoda, Chromadorea, Rhabditida, Onchocercidae. The record is from the annotation of a GenBank genome assembly.